This is a messenger RNA of Adelges cooleyi (spruce gall adelgid), 5933 nucleotides long. RefSeq names its product protein kinase C-binding protein NELL2-like. Gene Ontology annotation, molecular function: calcium ion binding; protein binding. Bases 832 to 4275 code for a protein of 1147 amino acids. The record is from RefSeq and is a predicted model, not a curated record. NCBI's taxonomy places the organism in Eukaryota, Metazoa, Arthropoda, Insecta, Hemiptera, Adelgidae. The transcript has 17 exons.
GACGGACGACGACGACGACGGUAGUAUUAAAACGGCGGCGGCACCCGCAACAUCAGCCGAAAUCGUGCCGCGUAAGCGAUACCAUAGCUCUGUACACUUUGCUCGACACUCGCCACCUAUAAGCCGCAGUGCACACACACACACAGUGUAGUAGUGUCAGAAUUGGGUCCGCGCGCGUGCCAUACACUCGUCGAUCGUCGUCCGGGUGUACACACACACACAUAUAAUAUUAUCGUUAAUCGUUUUUCCCUAAUCCAUCCCUAUUGGACGCGUGGAAGAUAAAAAAAAAAAAAUACAUAAAAUAAAUAAUAAUAUCGUACGGUCGAUUUUUAUACUUUAAUUUUUUUUUUUUUCGUACCUGUUAUAAUUUCGUCGCUUUCGGAGUUCGACGGUGGCGGCGGCGGCGGGUACGGAGUGAUUUUUCGGUUUUUUUUUUAAAUUCAAUUUCCUCCGUUAACUGCCCCCUUCACCCCGCACACUCAUUGGUCUCCACUAUCUAUCUCUCUUUCUCUCGUGUCAGUUGUGUAUUAUGCUAAUACGCGUGGAUAACCGCCGAAAUGAGGUCGGGAGGCUGAGACAACAACGGCGGCGGCGGCAGCAGCAGCACGUGGUGUCCAAAUCGAUAGCCACCGUGGAGGAGAUAACAAGGUAGUCAACGCAGACAGCACCGCAAGACCAAGCUCGAGCCGUCGUCGCACUGCUGAUAAAACAUAACACAAGAUCGUAACGAGCGCGCAAAAGAUCUGUCGGCGGAUACGCUCGAUCAAUGAUUGAUCGAUAGCAGUUAAUCUAGUGACAGCAACAACAUUUUGCGACCGCCGCCGAGAUAUUAUGCCAUAUACCCGUCAGGCGCAGCGGCCUACGGUGGUGGCUGUGUUGGCGAUAACGUUGUUGGCCGCCGUCGCCGAAACGGUCGUACCGGCAACGCAGGCUAAGAACCCAAGCUCGGCUACCACUACGACCACUACCACCACUACCAUUUCCCCAGAAGUUUUUUUGCUCGGGGCCGACAACAUAAAUAAAUACAUUUCGAACAACGAAGACGGAUCGUCGCUUGCAGUUUUGGAUUUACUGGAGUCGACCAUGCAAACCUACCACAAUUACCAGUAUCAUCGACACGAGGCUCGCGACGAAAACAAACAAAACCAUAGUUACAUCGAUGGAGUCAUGCCGAUAAUCUUACUCGAGGACGAAACGACGUCGUCAUCUGGGUUUGUGCCCAACCGUUUGAGACCGGCGUACAGUAUGCAAGGCUCUUCGAGAAGGCUGCGGGUACCCGACAACGUUUACAAGCGAGCCGUCGAAUUGGUGAGGAACGCCGACGAACUGACAAUAGCGUCGGUGGUCCGUCAAGAGCGCGCCAACACCGGGUCCAUCGUGUCGUUUUCGUUGGGCACGAACAGGUAUUUGGAAUUGGAAUCGAGCGGACGUAAAGACGAAGUGAGAUUGCAUUACAUUGCCCGCGGAAGUCGCCGCGUCGAAGUCGAAGUGUUCUCUUAUCCUCUGGCCGACGGCCAUUGGCACGCCGUGGCCUUAACGUUAAGCGGGACACAAGCGCGGCUCUAUGUCGACUGCCAAUUGGUGUACACGCGUACGUUGGCCGGCGGUUCGGUCGACACGAGCUUUUCCGUCACGCCGGAACUAUACGUGGGACAGCGCAAUCAAGGCGUCCAUUCUGUUUACAAAGGUAUUUUACAAGACGUUCAAUUAAUCAGAGGUAUCGACGGGCAUCGCGUUCAAUGUCCAAAGCUGGACACUUCAUGUCCGAGUUGUGGACAGUUCGCUGCGAUGCAGAAUGUCAUUGGACGUAUGUUGAACGAUAUACGCAUUCUCAACGACAAGUUUGAAGCUGCUCAGCGGGAAAUAAAUCAAAUGCGGUCAUGCGAGUGCCGUAAACCAUGUAUAUUUACGGACGAGCGAAGCAACAACACAAUUAUGAAAAACGAUGGAUCUGUAUGGCAAAAUAAUUGUGAAAAAUGCUCAUGCCUGCACGGUCGGGUGGAAUGUGCUCCGGUGACUUGUAUGCCAGUUACCUGCCCUCAUCCGGUACGCAAACCAGGGGAAUGUUGUGAUUCUUGUUUAACCCGGUGUUUGAUUAAACCAUUGGGCCAAAUUAUCGAGCAUGGCACCACUGCAGUCGUGAAAAUAAAUGACGGGUGCCUCAGUUGUUCCUGCGACGAUGGAUUGCAAACGUGCAAUAGGGUGGACACCGAAAAGUAUUGCCCGGUUUUGGAUUGCGACAAAUCCGUACAAAUAUCCGUGCCCGAACAAUGUUGCAACUUCUGUCCAGACGACGAUCAUUGUGCACGAGGUGGACGUCAUUCGUGUCAUCCGAGCGCAACUUGCAUCAAUGUGAGAACCACUCAUAAGUGCUCGUGCACCGCCGGUUACAAUGGCACCGGCCUCCAAUGUGACGAUAUAGACGAAUGUUCGGUAGUCGGUGGCAAAAACGGACACCAUUGCCAUGCAAACUCUACGAUAUGCAUAAACACCCCUGGCUCGUACACGUGUAAAUGCCGAGAGGGCUACGUUCGCUAUAACAGUUUUGAAUGCAUCGACGAGAACGAAUGUACCAGUCAAAAGUCACCGUGCCAUCCGCAUGCAAAGUGCACAAACACGCUGGGCGGUUACAGUUGUCAGUGUGCAGACGGGUACGAAGGCGAUGGUUUCACCUGCAGGCCUAUUUGUCGACAAAAUUGUCUAAACGGCGGUGUAUGUCAAAGCCCGGACGUCUGCUCAUGUCCAGCAGCUUUUGAAGGGCCGGCAUGCGAGUUAGACGUGGACGAAUGUGCGACCGGCGUUCACGGAUGCAUCGAUUCGUCGUCUCAUUGUGUCAACAUGGCCGGAUGGUAUUAUUGUGCAUGCAAUCCGGGCUAUCAGAGUAUAGUAAUGUAUCCGACCGCAAGUGCCAUCACUAGAGCAGCCGAUGACCAUAUUAAUACUUUGGAUUCCACGUGGUCACCUAUGGUAGGCACGAUUUGUCAAGAUAUAGACGAAUGCUCGAUCAAUAACCAUACGUGUCACCCGUCUACUAUAUGUGUGAACACAAUUGGCUCGUACGAAUGUCAUUGCCACCAGAAAGAUACUUCGGACGGCACAACCAGCGUUGGCAAUUCAUUGGAAUGUAAAUCUAGUUGCUUAGUAAAAGCGAAUAAUGGCUCUACUGAAGAAUUAGAAAACGGUUCGUGGUUUAUGCCUCAAGAGUGUACCAAUUGCACUUGUGUAAGUGGAAAUUUAAAAUGUGGACGCAUCGAGUGCGAUUGCUCAAACGAGGAUCAUAAAAAACUAAGUUGUUGUGCUAAGUGCGAUGCUCAGUCGUCUUGCAGUCAUCAAGAAAUACCAAAUGUAUGGUUUCAUAGUGGUCAACAAUGGGUUUACCAGUGCCAGACGUGCGAGUGUUUGAUGGGUCAAGUUGAUUGCUGGCCAAUGCAGUGCCCACCAUUACUUCCUCAAGGCGUCAACUGCACAUUGCUUACACCAGCAUUGCCAACGACAAAAUACGGUAACAGACAUCCAAUCAGUGAUUGCUGUUUACCAAAAUUAUCCGAUUUAUUGCCAGCCAGCCGAUUGGUUCCAGUAGCAACUGCCGCUGUAGCUUUGGUGGCCGCGUUCAAUCCCAACUGCAUUCAUCACUAUGAUGGCGAAAACGACAACAACACAUUAUCAGCCACGGACACUCCAUGUUUUUACGAAGGACGCGUCUAUCAAUCAGGUGCGCGUUGGGACGAUCCAGCUGAUAUGUGUACAUCUUGUAAUUGCAAGGUGUCGCCGUACUGCGCCCAAUCGAACGGGAAAAUAUGUUGCUCUUACGACGUGUAUCGCUGCGAUCGCAGUGCUGCAACACCGGGCAAGCCGCAUGGCGCAGUCGCAAACCGCAACAGCGGCGUUAAACAUGAUGGCCAUUUGUCUCGCGUAUCUUACCACGAAUCGUCCGUGAUGACUAGUAUCCGCAAGACGACCGUCGCCGAAUCGCGGCAGACAAUCGCCAACAAACGGAGCGGUCGCAGCCGAAGACAAUUGCAGCAGUGGUCGUCCGAAACAACGGCUAUCGGCGAACACGCUGAUGUGAACAAUAAUCGAAACACAGACCGCGACACAAACGACGGCAACACGAGUAGUGACAAUAGGUUGGACGCGAACGAAGACUGGUGGCGGAGGAAAACGAGAAGACGGAGGAAAAACAAAAGGCGGACCAGGACUUCGACACAAGUGGCCGGCACUGAUCGCCGCGGUCUCCGUCGUCCGCGCACCGUGUCCGGCACCGUCGCAGAAUAACCGGAAGAGUCGCUUUUCAAGAAUAGCACGGGUUCUUGUGCACGCCGGAUAGAUUCGCCGCUACACGCCUGCGGGCAAAUUAGGGUAGGCCGUAUAAAGAUAAAAAAAAUUGCCAAUUUUCUCCUCCUACCGUGGGCAUCGCUGUAAUCGUUUCCCGGGCGGGAAAAUGUUUCGAUAUAACGAAAAUUGAUUUCUAGCUACUGUCCGACUCGCUCAACGAUUUUACACCGGUGCCGCCGAGUGCUCGUCGACCGCAGUCUCUUCCGAGAGUACCGUCGGGCGAGAAUAGACAAAAUCCUAUCUGCAGCAUAGUACCUAGUGGUAACGACGAUUUUAUUUAUUUAAUCAUUAAGAUGUUCUUAGUAUUUAACCACGGCGACAAUAAUAAUAAUAUUGAUAAUAAUUUAUAAAAACGCGGCAAUCGCUGUGCCGCCAGAGAACGUACCUGCGCAACCGCAAGCAACGCUUGUCGGUUUCUGCGCAGGUGCGUUCUCUCGCUGCACCGAGCGUACCGCCCGGAAUAAUAGAAUUGUUGUAAAGACUGUUGUUGUAAUUUAAAGUAUAGAUUUAGUUAAUAAUAAUAAUAAUAAUAACAAUAAUUUAUAAAAAUAAAAAUAUAUAUAUAUUAUAUUUAUAAUUCAUAUAUAUAUAUAUAUACUAUUAUAUUAUCAUUUUGUGUUGGACGUUUCUCAAGUGACACCGGCGGUGAAAUUUCCCAUUAUAAGGCACACUGUAAUAGUUAUUAUCCGUACCGAUAAAGCCCAAAAAAAUUGUUUACUAUCGUUGAAUACAUGCAAGUAGUGCGAUGUAUAAUGUGUUACUGCGUUUCAAUAGGUCCCUCCCGAAAGCAAUUAGAUUAUCUACAUCGGUAUAGAACGUCCAUGCUGCUUAAAACGUUUAUCGGAGUCGUUAAAAAAAAACCCAUAAUAUGUCGGUAAAUAACGAAUAGUUAAAUUUUUUUAAAUACACCUUUCCCAAAGAAUAUAAAAAAAUAUAAAGGCCUCGUCAUUUUCGUUUUUUCAUCUCUUCGGUCGAUUCUUAUUUCAUAACUUUUUUUUUUUUAAUUUCUUUUAAACGUGAAAAUUAUACACGCAAUAACAUUUUCGACGAAUAUUUUGUUUUAGUUUAGUUGUAAUUUAAAAUUAAGAGUAAAAUUAGUUAAUCAGCUGUUGUGCAGGGUGUGUACAUAACAAACCAUGUUGUUGAACAAGACAAUAAAAUUAGCAUUAACAAUAGAUUAACCGGACAGAUAGGUAUAUUUUGUAUAAUUGUGUGGAUAUUGUUUUUGGGCCUACUUAACCCGUAAAAGACUGCCGGCCGAACGAUGAUAAUAAUAAUAAUAGUUAAUAAUAUUAUUAACAACAUCAAUUAUAUUUUUACCACCGCCGUCAUCACUAAACAACACUUGCGAUUUUUUUGUUUUUUUUUUUUUUUUGUUUAAUAAAUUCUACUCACUCAAUAUAUAGCAGACAAUAAAACAAUAACUGUUGAACGACGAUAAUAAUAAUAAUAAUAAUAAUAAACUAAAUAAGGCGUAUAAAUAAUAUUAUAAUAAUGUGUACGAAUGUUUAUAGAAUAAUUUUUAAUUUGUUAAAUUAGUUGUAUUUGUAUUGUUUUGUUAUAUUAUACGUGUUUUGACGACCUAACCUCACCCUCUA